UUUAAGAAAUAGAAAGAAGUCGCUAAUUUAUGCGAUACGGCGUCUUCAUUUUGAGUUUCAAUUGCUUAACUUUUUAAAGACAGUUGCGAAACAUUACACUGUGUCCUUGUAGAACGGAUAGAGAUAGUUCGUUUGAGGGCUAUAGUUCUAAUAAAUAAUAGGUAUUUAGAAUAUAAUAUCCAAAAUGGGCGAUCAACAGUUUUUCCUGAAAUGGAAUGAUUUUCAAACGAAUAUGGUGACUUCGUUCAGGCAUUUAAGGGACGAAAAAAGCUUUACCGACGUGACACUAGCCUGCGAAGGUCAGACAUGCAAAGCGCACAAAAUGGUGCUCUCAGCUUGUAGUCCAUACUUUAAAAGCUUAUUAGAGGAGAACCCCUCAAAACACCCCAUAAUAAUCCUGAAGGAUGUCUCGUACCUGCAUCUGCAAGCUAUUUUGGAGUUUAUGUAUGCGGGAGAAGUAAAUGUGUCCCAAGAGCAACUCCCGGCCUUUUUGAAGACUGCAGCUCGCCUCAAGGUGAAAGGCCUAGCCGAGCCGCCCCCACAGAUGCCCAGCAUCAAGCGGGAAGGCUAACGUCCGCCUCCGCACCCCCCACCACCUGGGACCCGACCAGUUUUGUAUCCCUGACGUUUACCGCUACACAUUAACCCUUUAACCGCCGUAGUCCGAUAUAUAAGACAAUAUCCAGCUUCUGAGGUAUGAUAAAUAAGGCAAAUCUUCGUGGAACUUCGUACUACUGCAGACACGAGCACGGCUCGGUGAAAAAGCGUUUAAAAGGUUAAACUAUAGUAAUCUAUCAGAAUUCUUACGAUGUAUUUGUUAAAAAAACAAGAAACAUACAUAAAAAAAAAACCUCGGUUUUGAUAUUGUCUUCGGUUACCCGAUAGUUACUCAUGAAAUAAAACUAUAGAAACGGAUUAAAUCGUGUAUAA
This is a messenger RNA of Leguminivora glycinivorella, 930 nucleotides long. Its product is annotated as longitudinals lacking protein-like. Gene Ontology annotation, molecular function: protein binding. The coding region runs from base 185 to 571 and encodes 128 amino acids. Gene Ontology annotation, biological process: regulation of transcription by RNA polymerase II. Gene Ontology annotation, cellular component: nucleus. The record is from RefSeq and is a predicted model, not a curated record. The transcript is spliced from 5 exons. NCBI's taxonomy places the organism in Eukaryota, Metazoa, Arthropoda, Insecta, Lepidoptera, Tortricidae.